CAGACCCAGUUAUUUACGGAGUUCCGAUGUGGGACUGUGGGUACAUAUUUUCAAAUACGUGUGUGUGAAUCUCAAUCACAUGCCGAAAAGUGUGGUGGAGAAUUAUUCUACGUUUGGCCUAUUUGACCAUAUAUAAUAAUAGAGAGCUUCUCUGUACAUGACUAUAAACAAAGCAAGUUAUAUCAUUUCUAUAUACUAAACACGUACUUGCUAUAUUAAGACUGAGUCAUAUCAAGAUGAGUCAAAACGCUUUGAUGGCCGAGCAGGAGAUGGAGGCAAUGACCCUCCUCUUCAACGGAAUGGUGGAUACUUGUUACAAGAAAUGCAUCCCCGGUCACUACAGGGAAGGUGAUCUAACCAAGGGCGAAGCUGUGUGUUUGGAUCGCUGUGCCGCUAAAUACAUAGAUCUUAGUGAGAAGAUUGGGCGACAAAUGACGGAGAUCCAGAACACGCUAGCCGCUUCACAAAUGCCCUCCCAGUAAAAAUCGAUUUUCCGUAGCGCACCGAGAGUACCUUUAAUUUUCGAAUGUUGAAAUGUGAUGCACUUCUCG
Messenger RNA from Sphaeroforma arctica JP610, 551 nucleotides. RefSeq lists its product as hypothetical. Gene Ontology annotation, biological process: protein insertion into mitochondrial inner membrane. NCBI's taxonomy places the organism in Eukaryota, Ichthyosporea, Ichthyophonida. Bases 237 to 482 code for a protein of 81 amino acids. The transcript has 3 exons. Gene Ontology annotation, cellular component: mitochondrial inner membrane. The record is from RefSeq and is a predicted model, not a curated record.